AUGGAGUUCUCUAACUCGGGCGGGUUCCCUUCUCGCCGCUCCUACCCCAAUCUAAAUCACGUCUCGCUUGCUCCACUCACACCCCGGUUCCCCAUCGACGACGACGUCGAGCCUGAAGACUACUUCAACGGCCGCCACGGUAACCGCGACAAUGAUCCCGAUCACGUCGCCAGCGGGACCAGAACCCCGCCACGAACCUCCUAUCUCUCCAGCGUCUCCGUGCCCAGCACACCGCCCAUCCUCUCGCACUCGCGCAGCUCAUCUCGCGCCCGCCACGCCCGAAGCAAGAGCUCCACCCGAGUCGGUCUGCUAAGUGAUGCAAAUCUACACAGUAAAGCGGUCACUCUCGCACUGCACCAGCACCAAGCCUCGCACAAGAAACAACCCAGCGCCUCGCAGGGACGGCGCCCAUUCGGCGAUGCCUCCUCUAAAUCCGAUGCGGAAUGGAUGCUCCGCGCAGGGAUAGCACUCGCCUCGUCCACCCGUGAAGAAAAAGGCCAGAGCUGGCUCUCGAAGCGUGAGAGUUCAACCAGCCUCGUCGAUAUGUCCCUCGACGACGCCACGAGUCCACACCCGCAUCGCCACCACCACCGGUCCAAAUCGGGCGCGUCUUCGCGGAAGUCUUGCUCGGGGACGUCCACGCCUGCGGCGUAUUCUCGUCGUAGCUCGCGGUCUCGUGGUGGCAGUAGACGAGGUAGUCGGGCGGGGUUGACUAUGACGACCAUCCCGCCGCUGUCAUCGGCUUCGUCUGCUGCCGCGGGUAAAGCGCCCAGUAGUCCCGGGGUCGGUACUAUGAGUCCUGUAUCGCGUGGUCGUGGGUCGGGUCUCGUACCUGAUUUCGUGGACGAGCGAAUCCGCGCUGAAAUGGCGUCUUUGCAGCGGGAGCGAGGGCUCUCGGACGAGGAGUCUGAGUAUUGGGAUGGCGAGGACGAUAAUGAAUCCGAGUACGAUUCGUUCUCGGAUGAUGCACCGGAAGAAUUCGAUGAGGCGGAUUUGCAGCAGCUCACGCGUGAACGUGGCUUUGGGUUGGGUAGCUGGAUUGAUCGGCUGGUUGAGUGGACGUUGUUUGGGGUGGAGGAUUGGCCUGUUCCUGCGCCUGCUUCUUCUGCGGUGCCUGCUACGCGGAUCGGUACGGCUGCGACGUCGACGACUGUAACGUUUGAGGAGGGUCCACAGGCUCGAUCUCAGGAGGACGAGCCGGCUCAUGAUACCUUGUCGCUGGGCUCUGCUGAAGAUGAUGAUGGGGAUACCCUCUCUCAUACGGAUGGCGAGUCCGUUGGCAACGUCGAGAAACCCGGCGCUCAAGGUGGGUGGGAAGACGCCGGUUGGCUUUUCCGGAUCAUGAAGCGUGCUUUAAUUUGA
Penicillium daleae is the source of this 1362-nucleotide messenger RNA. RefSeq names its product DUF3984 domain-containing protein. Lineage: Eukaryota; Fungi; Ascomycota; Eurotiomycetes; Eurotiales; Aspergillaceae. The coding region runs from base 1 to 1362 and encodes 453 amino acids. The record is from RefSeq and is a predicted model, not a curated record. The transcript is spliced from 2 exons.